AUGAGAUUCUUAUGUCUGCACGGCUACGCUACCGACAGCGCCACUCUUGAGCACCAGCUGGGGCCACUGCUUGCCAACUUACCCAGCGACUGGCAAUAUGACUUCGUUGAAGCAACUUCUCAGCCCUCUCCCCUUAUAUUGGGUUCUCUAGACGGCAUUCCAAGUUCGGCUCGCUGCUGGUACAACCUUCCUACACCCGAUGCGCUUCAAAACGCACGAGAUGACCUGUUGAGGCACAUAGACGCAGAGGGGCCGUAUGAAGGCAUCAUAGGCUUUUCUCAGGGUGGCAUGAUGGCCGUCUCUCUACUGUUGUGGGACAGCGCUCUUCCCGAUGGACCAACUCUACCAUUCAAAAUGGUCAUACUCAUCUCUGCCUUCCAGAGCCACAGCUUACAUUCGGGGGUGUUGGAGUGGUCCAAGAACGACGGAGAUUGGGAGGGGAAGAAGGUCUUGGGUGGAGAGCAUCCCGUCACCACUCGUAGCGGCUGGAAGUCUGAUCCACGCUCGCGUUUUGACUAUCACCUUCUCGCAGGCGCCAUGGAGCCGAUUCCAUCCCCUGUGGAAUUUCUCCUCAAGUACCACCCUGACUACGACACAUGCCGUCUUGCAAUCCCAGUAGUUCAUGUUCGAGGCGCGAAGGAGCCGAACCAGAUCAUGUUUCAGGACGCCAUCCAGAUGUUUGGCUCUGAAGACAAUGAGAUUCUGACGCAUUCUGGAGGACAUCACUUCCCCAAGGAGGCUGGUGAGCUUGCCGAGUUUGCCGAGAAGAUUAUGAAGGUUGCAAUGGGGGUAAACACCCUGUAUUAA
Messenger RNA from Clonostachys solani, 807 nucleotides. NCBI's taxonomy places the organism in Eukaryota, Fungi, Ascomycota, Sordariomycetes, Hypocreales, Bionectriaceae. The record is from the annotation of a GenBank genome assembly.